This is a messenger RNA of Morchella importuna, 234 nucleotides long. RefSeq lists its product as uncharacterized. The coding region runs from base 1 to 234 and encodes 77 amino acids. NCBI's taxonomy places the organism in Eukaryota, Fungi, Ascomycota, Pezizomycetes, Pezizales, Morchellaceae. The transcript has 4 exons. The record is from RefSeq and is a predicted model, not a curated record.
AUGUUGAGUAGCUGGAUGGAUCGGAUAGCAGUGGGACUCUACGUCGUCGUAGUUACAAGUAGCUUUAGAAGAGAGGCUCUGCUGGGGGGAAGAAAAAUCAAGACUACGAGGGAUCCUCUGGAGCGGAAUUGGGUAAAUUAUGGUGGUGCAGAGUGCAUGUGUAUAGCUGGCUGCAGAACGACGUGGGCCGAGAUCUUCGGGGAGGAUUUUCCUUGGCAGUCUGAAAGGAAGUAA